UUAUUCAUGAUAAAACUAACAAAAGCUUAUACGAGCACAGUAUUAUAUGCGACAGAGUUUCUAGGUUAUAUGCAUUACACAAACAUAUGUGAUAUUGUUGUGUUACGUCUACAUGACAGGUACAGAAACGUAAAUAUAGAUGUUGCUGUGAAAGUGUGUUUCACCUGAUUAUCUCGUUUAAUUUUAAUUAAAUUCUCUUCUAUCUAUUUCUACUUCGACGAGACUAGAAGGAUGACGGAUGAGCGAAAUUUUCGUUCGCAAUAUUAUGAAAAGGUUGGUUUUCGCAGUGUCGAAGAAAAGAAAUCUCUGGAGAUAUUGUUAAAGGAGCGCCCGCUUGACAAGACAAAGCUAAAGCAGUUUUGUUUAAGAUUCACUGUACCUGCUAUGUAUAGAAAUUUCUUAUGGAAGGUCUUACUCGAUGUUAUACCAGUUUAUUCGGAGAGUCAGGGAUUUAUAAUGACUCAGCGCAAGGCGGAAUUUCAGGAUUUGCAGAGAGCACUGAGAGUCGCAAAGAUUAUAGACGACUUUACGAAACCUCAUCUAAUAUUUUUAGCAAUGUGGUUGUUACGCAAAAGAAGAGCAAAAGUUGAUAUGGCUGCUCAAUUGGAAUCACCGUUAUACAGAGCUAUGAGCAAAAUGGCCGAGACACUGUGGUAUGUGAUUGAUAUUGAAUCAGAAGAAGAGAAAUUAGUAGAUAUGUAUUGGAUAUUGUCGGGACUUUUUGUACAAGUUGAGAAGCUACAGAAAGAAGUAGGAAAAUUGCAAGAUUGUACAUAUGCAUUACUGGAGAAAGAAGAUGUAGAAUUAUAUAAGCAUCUUGUUAAAAUUGAUGCACUUUAUAAUCUUCCAUAUGAUAUUUGGUUUUAUUCGUGUUUUGCUGGCAUAAUAUGCAAUGGAUCUAUUGCUAAGAUAUGGGAUAAAAUAACAGUUGGUGCAUAUCGAAUUUUAAUAUUCGUUGCCGUCGUUACGUUAACUACUUUGAGGCGACUAUUAUUGAGAUGCGAAAGCAUAGAUCAUGUAUUAGAUACUAUCAAUAAUAUAACAGAAGAAGCAUCAGAAGUGAUAGUUAAUAAAGCAAUUGAAUCAAUACAACAAAGUGGAACAACUCAACAAGUUGACAUGUAUUUCACAAAGCACAAUUAA
Atta colombica is the source of this 1143-nucleotide messenger RNA. It is a transcript of the gene TBC1d7, whose product is annotated as TBC1 domain family member 7. Gene Ontology annotation, molecular function: GTPase activator activity. Gene Ontology annotation, biological process: activation of GTPase activity; negative regulation of TOR signaling. The record is from RefSeq and is a predicted model, not a curated record. Bases 232 to 1143 code for a protein of 303 amino acids. Lineage: Eukaryota; Metazoa; Arthropoda; Insecta; Hymenoptera; Formicidae. The transcript has 5 exons.